AUGGUCCUGAUGAUCUGCGUCAAGCGCUCGACGCCCGCGCUCAAGACGCUCGGCCUCCAAGCCCGUGGCAUGGCCACCGAGAAGCAGAUCCUCCAGCGCAUCACCGGCACGUCGAACAUCGCCAAGAUCACCAAAUCCAUGAAGAUGGUGUCUGCCGCCAAGAUGCGCGGCGCGGAGAACCGCAUGACCGCUGGUCGGCCGUUCACUGCGUGGCUGGACAACGUCCAGGGCGGUCGGGACCGCACCAUUGAGACGGACGGCAUUGCGCCCGUGGAGGAGCUCGAAGGCGACAACGUCUUUGUCGUCGUGUCGUCGGACCGCGGGCUCUGUGGCGGCAUCAACUCGGGCAUUGCCAAAACCACUCGCAAACAAGUGGCGGACAUCCAGGAGCACGCGCAGAUCUUUGUCAUUGGCGACAAGGCCCGUGCCCAGCUGCGCCGUGACCUCGGCGACCACAUCCGUGGCAACGUGACGGAAGUGUACCAGUCGCCUCCGAACUUUACAGUGGCCAGCGCGAUCGCUGAGGCAGUGAUCGCCUCGUCGGCCAAUGCCGAGUCGGAGAAGGUGCACGUCGUGUACAACAAGUUCAAGUCGGCGAUCUCGUACCUGCCGUCUGUGCGCUCGCUGGCGGUGCAGCCGGACUCGGACGCGUUCGACUUGUACGAGAUGGAGCCCGACAACAAGGACGAGCUGCUGGCGGACCUCAAGGAGUUUGAGAUUGCCACGGCCAUUUUCCAGGGCAUGCUCGAGAACUCGACGAGCGAAGAGUCGUCGCGCAUGGCGGCCAUGGAGAACGCCACGACGAACGCCGAGGACCUCAUUGGCUCGCUCACGCUCGUGUACAACAAGGCUCGCCAGGCCCGUAUCACCACGGAGCUCAUUGAAAUCAUUUCGGGUGCCGCGUCGCUGGACGGGUAA
Hyaloperonospora brassicae is the source of this 918-nucleotide messenger RNA. The record is from the annotation of a GenBank genome assembly. NCBI's taxonomy places the organism in Eukaryota, Oomycota, Peronosporomycetes, Peronosporales, Peronosporaceae.